Zingiber officinale is the source of this 1013-nucleotide messenger RNA. RefSeq lists its product as uncharacterized. Bases 229 to 735 code for a protein of 168 amino acids. NCBI's taxonomy places the organism in Eukaryota, Viridiplantae, Streptophyta, Magnoliopsida, Zingiberales, Zingiberaceae. The record is from RefSeq and is a predicted model, not a curated record. The transcript is spliced from 2 exons.
ACCAUAAUUCAUUCUCCAUCCAUGAUCCAUUCCAUUCCAUUAUUUCUUCCUUCACAAUCUCUCAAGCAUUCAUAACCUUCCCUUCCUUGCUUCAACACCACAAUCUCCUCCUCCUCCUCCUCCUCUCUCUCUCUCUCUCUCUCUCUCUCUCUCUCUCUCUCUCCUUCCCCUUCUUUCCUCGGAGAAAUCUAAAAAAGCGACCUUUAUAAAACCAAGAAAGCCAACAGCAUGAUCUCCCUUCCUUUCCUUUUCCUCUCCCUCCUCCUCCCCCUCCUGUCCCUUACCUUCCACUUCGCCGCCGGCGACAACGCCUACGAUGUGCUCCGCUCACACGGCCUCCCCAUCGGCCUCCUGCCCAAGGGCGUCAGCGACUUCUCCAUCGACGCCGAUGGCCUCUUCCAGGCCCGCCUCGACGCCCCCUGCACCGCCACCUUCGAGAGCGAAGUUCGCUACAAUGCCAGCGUCGUCGGCACCAUCUCCCACGGCCAGAUCGCCUCCCUCUCCGGCAUCUCCGCCCAGGAUCUCUUCCUCUGGUUCCCUGUCCUCGCCAUCCGCCUCGACGACAACACCUCCGGGAUCAUCCACUUCGAUGUCGGCGUCGUCGACAAGCGAUUCCCCCUCUCCCUCUUCGAGGACCCUCCCGAUUGCACCCCCCUCUCGAAUUCUGCCGAGAAUCAAUCUGACAACUCCCAAUACGAAAUCGAUCGAGACGCUGCUAAAAAAGCUGCAAUUUGAGAGAAUCCGCUGUCUCUUCCAUUCCAGAAUGAAGAAUGUUUCAAUUUUGGCCGUGUAGCUACCGCAAUCAGCUGCAGAAGUAAUGGCAAGACGGAUCGAAGCAGUGACAAAAAAAAAAAAAAAUGCAUCUUUAGGAUCAUAUGAUUAUGUAAUGCAGCAAGCGAGCUCCCUCCUCUGUUCUCCCUCGUUAUUUGACUUAUUGUGAGUAUUUUUUUUCCAGUCCAUGUUCUGUACAUUGUGGGAUCUUUAAGCAUGCAUAUCGAUUACUGUUAUCAGAA